This is a messenger RNA of Hyaloperonospora brassicae, 450 nucleotides long. Lineage: Eukaryota; Oomycota; Peronosporomycetes; Peronosporales; Peronosporaceae. The record is from the annotation of a GenBank genome assembly.
AUGGGGCUCAAUCACACGAACAAGUGGACGUCGUCGCCGGAUCCCGUUUUACUGCCGCGCUACUCGACGCGCCUGUUUCGGUCGUCGUUCGUCACGUGCUUCUCAGUAGGUGGAGCGGUACGCUGUGGACUCUGGGGCUGCGCCUUUGCUGCGUUCGUAGUGCUACUGACGUCGCUCAACUACUGGCGCCAUCCUGUCACAGGGUGGCGCCGUUCGGCUGACAUGACAGCGGUCGUUGGGGCUGCCGUCUACCACGCCUACUUCUGCGUCGCAGUGUGUCAAGAGUCACUCGUGCAGCUCCUGUAUGUGCUUGUGGUGGCCAACUCGGGCUACUGUUACCUGCGCGCUCGCAAGGCACCAAAUCAGAACGUGUCGUCAGCGUGGCACUGCGGGCUGCACUUGUUGAGCAACGUGGCGAACGUGCUGCUCUAUCUUGGCGUUUCCAUGUAG